UGGUGGGACACCAUUUACUCGGUACAAAAUGUUGCUGUAUUCGGUGUUACAUUGCAGAUUACACCUUCAUCACGUGAUAUAACACCGCACUACACGAACACUGCACUAAAAUCGCAUUCCGAACUCUAAAAAGCUGCACUUAAAAUUUGUCAAAAAAAAAGAAGUGUAUGUGUUAGUGAUUUGACGCUAACCUCAAAAAAUAUCAUUUUUAUUUUCGUUGUUUUUUAAAAAGUUUUGUGUAUAAUAAAUAAUGUUCUACCACAUUUCUCUUGAGCACGAAAUCUUGCUCCAUCCCCAAUAUUUUGGGCCCCAACUGCUGGAAAAAGUGAAAACCAAGCUGUACACUGAAGUGGAAGGCACUUGUACCGGCAAGUAUGGUUUUGUAAUAGCUGUAACAACAAUAGACAGCAUAGGAGCAGGCCUGAUACUCCCUGGACAGGGCUUUGUAGUUUACCCAGUCAAAUAUAAGGCAAUAGUGUUCAGGCCUUUCAAAGGAGAAGUGCUGGAUGCAGUAGUACGGCAAGUUAAUAAAGUUGGCAUGUUUGCAGAAAUUGGCCCAUUAUCCUGCUUUAUUUCCCAUCAUUCUAUACCAGCAGAAAUGGAAUUCUGCCCUAAUGUAAAUCCUCAAUGUUACAAAACCAAAGAAGAGGAUGUUGUUAUUCAUGCUGAAGGAGAGAUAAGACUUAAAAUUGUGGGUACCAGAGUAGAUGCCAGCGGAAUUUUUGCUAUUGGAACUCUCAUGGAUGAUUAUCUCGGAUUGAUUAGUAAUUAAAUGUUAUUUUAAGAUUCCUGUAUUUUUAUUAAAAUUUUUAUUUCAAGUAGUUUUUAUUAAUCAUGUGGUCGGGGAUAUCAGAGGGUAUUGAAAAAGAAACAAUUUAUUAUUAAAAAAUUAAAUGGCAUUUAUUCACAUAGGUUAUUUUCUGUACCAAAUGCUUAUGUGAAUAUUUGGUGAUUUGUCAUCUUCUUUGUAUAAGCCUUGUUUCCUAUGAAUAUUUUAAUAUUUUUUGAGUUCUUUUGUGGAUCUAUCACCUGCUUAGGUGUUAAAUAGACUUCAUCUCUUGGUUUAUUGUUUCUUAUUAAUUUUCCAAGAUUUGCUUUUUUUUCAAGAUAAGCUGCUAAUGCUCUCUCAUUCUCUUGCUUACUCAAUAUCAUUUGCUUAUUUCUAUCAAUAAUAAGUUUGGAAAUUUGGUUGUCUUUCUGUGUCUGUGUUAGAAUUUUUGGUUCAGUGUCAAUGAUAUUAGGCAUUUCAGUUUCCUUUCUUAUAUUAACAGACAUUUUUGGUUCGGUCUCAAUGAUAUUAGGCAUAUCAGUUUCUUUUGUAACAGAGUUAGAGGCAUCAUUAUUGCAUUGCACUCUUUGCUUCUUUUGAAGUUCUAGUGACAUUGUGACUGAGCAUUCUUCAUCAUCAGGGCCGCUCCUCUUGUUGUUUGUCAAUUGUUGAUGAUAUGCGGUGAAUUUCUCUAGUCCUUUAAUUUGCAAUGAUUUGCCUAACUUGAGAAAUUCAGCCAUUUGAUUUUGGGGCACGUCCACCUCACCUUUAUACAUAAACUCCACAAUGGCUUCUAGUUCUUGGAAUUUUGCAUCUCUCAAAAUUAAAAUGGGAUGUUUAUCAUAUUCUUCUGUUAAUAACAACUCGAAAUAGGGACUGCACGCUGAAAGAACAAGCCUGUGUGCUUUCAGACGUUUGCCUUCAGCUGCCAAUGUGACGUCCACUAGUUUUCCAUUCUGUAGUAGAUUAUUACAUAGUGAUAGGACUUUUGGUUGGUGGUGGUCCCAUGUAACGUGGAAAUUCUCCUCCAUCUUAUUUGGCAACAAUAUAUCACAAUUCAAGUUAGAUCUCUCAAGUUACAGUCUUUUCUUUAUUAUACAGAAGCUAGAACAUGGAAAUUUGCUUCCAUUGAAGAGGUGUGCUUGGAAUAGUAAAUGAGCUGUAAAAAAGAUGAAAUUGACUCCCCUGCUAUAUCAGUUACAUAGAUAUGCACUUAAAACCAACUUUAAGUAUUUAUUUGAAAUCAACUUACCUAAAAUCCCUUUUUGUGGGUUAAAUUUGAAACCACAUCAAAACUUUAUCAGUGAUCAAUGACCAAUGGAAAAUGAACUACUUAAGUACUUGAACUGUAAACAUUUGAUUUGUAUGCAGCUAUUUUUUUAUCAGCAGAAGUACCUAAUCUUCUAGCUAAUAAAUAAUAAUAAUAAUAAUGGAUGGAUCGGCAUUAUUUGGCAAUGUUUUUUGAAAACGAA
Molecule: messenger RNA, 2241 nt
Organism: Ceutorhynchus assimilis (cabbage seed weevil)
Lineage: Eukaryota; Metazoa; Arthropoda; Insecta; Coleoptera; Curculionidae
Source: the annotation of a GenBank genome assembly